Messenger RNA from Doryrhamphus excisus (bluestripe pipefish), 851 nucleotides. Its product is annotated as zymogen granule membrane protein 16-like. NCBI's taxonomy places the organism in Eukaryota, Metazoa, Chordata, Actinopteri, Syngnathiformes, Syngnathidae. The record is from RefSeq and is a predicted model, not a curated record.
AGGAAGCACAAACAUAACAAAUGCCUGAUUAUGAAGCUGUGAUAAAAAGGGACGUUGAACUUAAACAGGAUCACUGUUUAAACCGGAACGCACACUAAAUCUGUCCGCUGCUAAAAAUAGAUUGACUUCCCAAACAAGCACCAGAAUGUUGCUUUUUGCUUUGCUUGCUAUUCUCCCAGUUUCUUCCUGGGCUGGCUACCAAUCUGGGACCGAUACCUACUCAUUCUCCCCUCCGGUGGGUUCAGGGAGUGGUCGCUCCUACGCCCUCACAGGCAGUGGGAGGAUUACUGCUGUUCGAGUGUGGGAGGCCUACAGUAACUACAUCUAUGGCUUCCAGUUUCGCUACGGCUACAUCUGGUCCAAUGUUUCCGGGUACCGUCACGGCCAAGCACAAGAGAUAACGCUGUUUGAUGGCGAGUUCAUUGUGCAGAUUUCUGGAAAAUAUGCACAUUAUGUGCAGUGGAUAGUGUUCACUACCAACAUGGGUCGCUCUCUUUAUGCCGGCCAGCCUCAGGGUCAUUCCUUCAACAUGUACCCCACCAACAAGGGCGCCGAGCUGCGCUUUCUAAGUGGCAGCUUCCAAGGGGCCAUCACCUCCGUUGCAGCCCACUGGGGUGUUGUUGCUGUCCCUCACAAUGUAACUAAUAAACAUUUAUAAUUUGUCAUCUAAAAUGGUAGCUUUUUCUGCAUGCUGUUGAUCUUUAACAGUUUUGUAUCCUGCCUAAAUUUUAAUUUUUGGAAUAAUACAUUGUUCGUACAGUGCUUUGACACGAUCAGGCAUUAAAUAAACACUGACUGACAAAUCCAAGAUUGUACGCAAGUGAUAAAAGUGCUAAGUACAUACUGUAAUA